Molecule: messenger RNA, 1256 nt
Organism: Epinephelus lanceolatus (giant grouper)
Lineage: Eukaryota; Metazoa; Chordata; Actinopteri; Perciformes; Serranidae
Product: transcription factor HES-5-like
Biological process (GO): regulation of DNA-templated transcription
Molecular function (GO): DNA binding; protein dimerization activity
Source: RefSeq, a predicted model, not a curated record
CUAUAAAUAGGAGGGAUGAAGCCAGCACAGAUCAGAUUCUCUCUACAGAGACCUCUACAGCACACAGAUCCAGACAUGGCACCUACAAUCACUGCAGCAAUGACCAAUUCUCAGGAGCAUCUCACUCUGACCCACAAGCUCAGAAAGCCUCUGGUGGAGAAGUUACGCAGAGAGCGAAUCAACAGCAGCAUUGAGCAGCUCAAGUCUCUCCUGGGUCCAGAGUUCCUCAAACAGCAGCCAGACUCCAAGCUGGAGAAAGCAGACAUCCUGGAGAUGACAGUGUGUUUCCUGACACAACUGCAGCAGCAGCAUCAAGCUGUGGACUCAGCAGCUGUCGGUCAGGGCUACUCCAGGUGUGUCCAAGAGGUGACACACUUCCUGUCCAAAGAGCAGGUGAAGACACAGUCCCAGAGAAGACUGCUGAUCCACUUCAACAAGCUGCAGUCUUCCUCUGAUAACAACCUGACAGAGGCUGACUUCUCUCCUCUGAGCUCCACAGUCCAGACCAGCAUCACCAAACAACAGAGUCCAGUCAACAGCGCCCUCUGGAGGCCGUGGUAGACACCUACAGACUGGAGUUACUACCAGACAAACUCAGAUGACCAUAUUGGUCAAAGAUUAUCAGACAUAUUAUUCUGAAAUGUGAUAAAUGUCUCUGUGCAAAGUGUUUUAAUUCAAGUUCAUACUGGACUGACAUUUCCAUUUAUUCUUUGGAAUAUUUUUCAAAGAUUAAGAAAUCUUUUUUGUUGCGGCGCAACAUUGUAUUCUAUGAAUACCAUAUAUUCUCUUAUUGAUUUGUCAAUAUAAUCAAAAAUUGGCCAACACUGGUCAGCAUUAUCAUACCUGUCAUUAACUUCUGUAAGUCUUCUGUAUCAUAUUGAUCCAGUGACAGGAGUCGGUGAUCUCAGCUACUUUCUGGUGGCUCUUUCUCAUUUAUGUACCAAGCUGACUUUUUACUUUGUAAAAGAUCAUUGACCCAUGUUGGGUUUUGAAGUUCUCAUUUGUCAUCAGUAUGUCCUGUUGUGUCAACAGUACUAAUGUAUAUCUGAAAGCCUCUCAAUGAGAGAGCAUUUGUUCACUUUGUUUAGUUUGAACUAAAUGAUUCCCAGUGUUUUGUAAAAAAAAACACUGAAGCUGUUUACUCUACUUUGAGUCCAUUGUGUGGGACUACAACUUUAUACUGUGAUGCAUCAUCACCACGAGUGCCUCUAUGAUGUGGACCAUUCAAUAUUUUUGAAUAAAAAACAUCAACUGAA